Molecule: messenger RNA, 4459 nt
Organism: Drosophila gunungcola (fruit fly)
Lineage: Eukaryota; Metazoa; Arthropoda; Insecta; Diptera; Drosophilidae
Gene: Sara
Product: zinc finger FYVE domain-containing protein 9
Exons: 8
Coding region: 113-4156 (1347 amino acids)
Biological process (GO): endosomal transport
Cellular component (GO): early endosome membrane
Molecular function (GO): metal ion binding
Source: RefSeq, a predicted model, not a curated record
GUGGUAUUUUUUAGGCAGUUUAAGUUUUGUACAAUGUUUUUUGUCUCGGGGUUUUUGUUAAAAAAUUAGCCAGAAAAACAAAGUAAAUAAGGAGUUUGCAGAUUGUGUGGCCAUGGAUUUGGUGGACAUUGAUCAGGUUUUGGAUAAUCUGGAACUGCGCAUUGCCGCCGAUGAGCAGUUGACCAGAAAUGCAGCUGCAGCCGCGAUUUCGACAGUUCCUGGUCGUUUUUUGGGCGAUGGAGCGAGUGCAACCAACAAUGGAGCAGGAGGUUCGGGAGCUGCAGGGAUGACACCAUCGCCUCAGGCAGCUCCGGCAUCUGUUAGCCUGCCCAAAACAUUUGUGGGCGUCUCCCAAGUCUUCAACAGCCUUGAUGACUACAGGGAAAAUGUGAAAUCCUUGGAGGUGGAUGCCCAGCUGCCCAGUUACGACUGGCAAACGGAGACGGAACACGAGGAUGACAUCCACAAGUUCAGUGAACAGGCGGCCAAAAAUAAGGGCCAAGCGAUAGUAUCCUCCUCCGAAUCCCUGACCACUUCGUCCUGUUCCACAUUUUCAUCGGGUCCUUCGCCGGUCAGCAAUGGCAGUCACUCGGAGGAGCUAACAACGCCCCCAGAAACCGAUAAACCAAGUGAAGUUCAGGUGGUGCCAAAGGAACAAGAUCAACCAACGGAACAAGCUAAAGAACAGAAUCAAAGUCAAGAUCAGGAGGUGAUUACAGACCGUGAUCAAUCCAAGGAAAAUGUAGAGGACCUGGCUGUUGGGCUGUCCUCUAUCUCAAUCACAGUUUCCGUCACAGAAUCGCAAUCCUUGUUGCCGGAAGAGGUCACAGCAUCGUCUGUUUUGGGACAGGUCCUGCAGGAGCUAUCGGAGAAGUCAUCGCCCAGUAGAGAACCCGAAACGGAGAUGACCAAUGGCUUCGAUGUCCCAGUACCCAUUGCAAAAGCUGCUGUCGCCGAAGCACCGCCCCUACAAGUGAAAGAGCAGCCGGCACAAAAAGAAGAUGAGGAUGAGGAGCAAGUCCAACCACAAAAUGCGCGGCGCAGUCAACCCCUGACCUUCUGUUCCACCAUGGAUGAGAUUUCCGACACAGAGCUAGACAGCAUGCUGCAAGAAAUGGAGGCAGAUGACAACCAGGAGGGAGAUCAGGAGAUGCCUGAGGAAGAGAAAUCCCCAUCCGCCUCACCAGUGACCGAAGAGGAGUCCGUGCGGAUACUGUCUGACGAACAGGAGACCACCUCCAACGACCAGAUGAACGUGGACAACUUCUCGCAAGCCUCCACCGUGGAGUUUGCCGAUCUGAAGCCACAGGAGUCCAUACCAGUCACCGCAAUGGGCGAGGAUAUAGCCUCUAGUUUCAGCAGCACAGAGUCGGAUUCGCUUUCGGGCAGAAAGCUAGAAGGCGAGGAGGAACAGGAGGCCGAGAGAGAACAGGAGGAUGCCAGCCUGGCCACUGAUGCGUUGGAAACCCAAGAGCAGCGUCCGCAGCGCCCGCAAACACUGGAUUUGAAUGGUUGCCAGGCAGGAAAUUCAACUUCAUCUCAAGAUGAAACCCCUGAAACCAACCAGGGAGAACCCAAGCCAGCCGAAGGCGUUGAAGGAGCAGCAGGAGCAGGUGUAAUACCCGGCGAAGAUGAUGAGGAGAGUCCCAUCUACGAGGCCGUGGGCUACAGCGAUCCGCAUGCCAACCUGGGCAAGGUGCCACCCAUUUGGGUGCCGGAUAAUAUGGCCGGUCAAUGUAUGCAGUGUCAGCAAAAGUUCACCAUGAUCAAGAGGCGACACCACUGUCGCGCCUGUGGAAAGGUCUUGUGCUCUGUUUGCUGUUCCCAGCGUUUCCGCCUGGAGUUUGCCAACGAGCCGGAGUCGCGGGUCUGCGUUCAGUGCUACAUGAUUCUGUCCGAGCGGCAGGCCAACGGAUUGGAAGCUGAGUCAGCUCCUGGUUCCGCCUUGCCGCCCACUCCCAUGCGUUCCCCAAAUCCCAACAACCCAAUGGAAUAUUGCUCUACAAUACCACCUCAUCGCCAGGUGGCCUCCUCACCAGGAGCUCCGCCACCCAGCGUAAUUGUGCCCGUGGGUGUGCUGAAGAAAACCGAUGGCAGCUCCUCUAACUCCUCCAGUUCGGAUGGCAAGAAGGGUGCCAGAAAGCGCAAGAGUGUUAUGUUCAGUGAUGGCAUUGCGCCGGGCAGCGAACUGGCCAGCACCAUGGAACAGCAGUGGGGCGAGGCCAAGCAGGCGAGGCGAGGGCUGUCCAGAAGUGGUUCAGGUGCUGGUCAGAAACCGCCAACGCCUGCGACAGAAGAGCCACCACGCAGCAUUGAUACCAGCUCUACACUGGGCUUGGUGGCACAGCUCUUUCGUGGUUCCAUUCCCCCAAGUGCAGCGGCUGCAACACUGGCAGCUACCGAAUCACCAAGCGCUGGUCGCUCCUCAUCCCAAUCGCAGGCUCAGACCUCGCCGCGGCGCAAGACGGAACCAGCGCGCAAUCGCAAACUUCCGCCGAACGCAGAUGCCCAAGGCUGCUAUCUGCCGGUCGAAGAGAACGCCCUGCCACCCAUUUGCAUAACUAGCAAAGAGGGCGGUGAAGUGGACUACAAGAUGGUGCGCAACGAUGGAUCGCUCCUGGAGCGAUUGCAGAAUGAAACGCUAAAGUUUAUCAUAAAGAAUAACUUCUAUGUGCUGGUCAAGAUUGUUAACAUGAGCUGCUGUAUGAAUCGCUGGGUGCUGAACUUCACCACAUCUGGACUACAUCACAUGGCCAGCGAUGAGCUGAUCAUUCUGCUGGAGAUUAAGCCACCGAAGCAGGGGGAGUCAGCCAAUGGCGAAGUGGCCAUCCCAAAGGACGUAUUUCAGCAUCUAAAUGAGAUCUAUGCGGAGGCGGAGCAUGCCCGAUCGAGCACCCAUGAAUUGGCUUUUACCAGUCCGCGUAACGCCAAUUUCCUCGGUUCCCGGGAGCAUGGCGGAUUCAUUUUUAUCCGGCCAACGUACCAGUGUCUGCAGGGCGUUAUUGUGCCAGACAAUCCCUACCUGGUUGGCGUGCUCAUCCAUCGUCACGAGGUUCCAUGGGCUAAGGUCUUACCGUUGCGAUUGAUCCUCCGUUUGGGAGCCCAAUACCGCUACUAUCCCUGCCCUCUUAUCUCGGUGCGCGGCAGGGAAUCGGUGUACGGAGAAAUAGCUCAAACUAUUAUCAAUUUCUUGGUUGAUUUCCGGAACUACUCCUACUCUCUACCGGCUAUCCGAGGAUUAUAUAUCCAUAUGGAGGACAGGCAGACAACUGUGAUUAUUCCAAAGUAUCGGCAGCAGGAUGUAAUCAAGGCAAUCAACAAUGCCAGCGAUCAUAUAUUGGCAUUUGCCGGUAACUUCUCAAAAGUGGCAGACGGACAUUUGGUGUGCAUGCAGAAUAUCAACGACGAUCGGUCUGAGAUGUACUCCUACUCCACGCAGGCCAUUAACAUUCAGGGUCAACCCAGGAAAAUAACAGGUGCGAGUUUCUUCGUCUUAAAUGAAGCCCUCAAGAGCAGCAGUGGUUUGUCGGGGAAAUGCAGCAUCGUGGAGGAUGGUCUGAUGGUACAGAUAAUGCCCGCUAAAAUGGAAGAAGUGCGUCAGGCGUUGCGCAACCAAAACGACAUCGAUAUCGUCUGCGGGCCCAUUGAUGCCACCGACGAUCAGAGUGAGAUCGUGAGCAUAAAGUGGGUGGACAAUAAUCGGGACAUUAAUGUCGGCGUUAAGUCGCCCAUUGAUGACCAACCCAUGGAUGGCAUUUCCAAUAUGCGUGUCCAUGCCAGCUUCAACUAUUCCAAUGCAAAUUAUGCCAUCCGCCUGAGUGAUAUCUACAUUGUCAAGUGCCAAGACUGGUAUGCCACAAAUGGUGGAAACUAUGCAGACAUAACUCGGAUUGCCGAGGAACUGGCUCGCAGCGCAUCGAUGGCCCUGCUGCCUUUCCUGGAUCUUUUGGUGGCGGCUGGGAUUAAUAAACUGGGUUUGAGAGCCACUCUCGACCAGGAAAAUGUUGGCUAUGAGGCCGGAGCUCGGGGCUCUAAACUACCGCCGCUGUACAUGAACGCCCUGGAUAACCAUCUGAUAGCCACGCUUCAUGGCGAAUCUUCUGGCAUUCAGGAUCCAAUCAUUCUCGAGCUGGUCUUCUACAUACUAAACGCCUGACUUUAGUCCCUUGUAGUGCAAUUCUCCUGCUGGUUUCGAAGCCCAAACGGAUACUUUCUUAACUCUAAGCUCGAAGCGAACAAAGCUUACAAAAACUACACGUGCCCAUGGGGCUUAUGAGGAGGAUAUAUAGUCGUAUUGUUGGCUCAGUUAACUGUGUAUAUAUUUAAGUAGCUCAUCGAUUGGUUUUUGUCUCAGCUUUUCUACGAUUUCCCUCCCUUUUCAUUUAAAAUGUUAUAUUAUUCCUGAAUUUUAUUUGUUUUGAGUUUUCAUUGAAAGUAAAAAGUAUCUAAGCAACCUAAA